Closterium sp. Naga37s-1 is the source of this 600-nucleotide messenger RNA. The record is from the annotation of a GenBank genome assembly. NCBI's taxonomy places the organism in Eukaryota, Viridiplantae, Streptophyta, Zygnematophyceae, Desmidiales, Closteriaceae.
AUGCCUUUUUGUAAUCCUGGGCUGUGCCUGUCAGUCGACAGCAGUUGGGUGGGAGCGGACGUGGAGGGCCUGUUCAGCCGGGUAACAGGGCUGCCAGUCACGGUGGUCAACGACGCCGACGCUGCUGGCUAUGCGGAGCUGGGCUUCGGUGCAGGGUCGGGGGAGAACGAGCGCGGCGUGGUGUUCAUUGUGACCUUCGGAACCGGCAUUGGCACGGCCAUGUUCGUGGAUGGCAUUCUGGUCCCCAACCUGGAAUUGGGUCACAUGGAGGUGGAUGGAGUGGAGGCAGAGGCGGCAGCAGCAGGCGUGCUGGUGGAGAGAAAUGGGUGGACGUGGCAGCAGUGGGCUGACAAGGUCGCCUGGUACCUGGGCCACAUUGAGAAGCUCUUCUGGCCCUCCAGAUUCAUUGUGGGAGGGGGGGUGAGCAAUGCACACGAGCAGUGGCUGCAUCUGGUGAAGCUGCCCAAGGGCACGCCCAUCCUGCCUGCCUCCAUGAAGAACGAUGCCGGCAUCAUUGGUGCUGCCAUGGCUUCACUCGCCCGCUCCGUCUCUGCCAUCCGCCACAAGCCACAGCAGGUGGAGGACUACAUUCAGGCCUGA